Magallana angulata is the source of this 2020-nucleotide messenger RNA. RefSeq lists its product as uncharacterized. NCBI's taxonomy places the organism in Eukaryota, Metazoa, Mollusca, Bivalvia, Ostreida, Ostreidae. Bases 149 to 1762 code for a protein of 537 amino acids. The transcript has 15 exons. The record is from RefSeq and is a predicted model, not a curated record.
CACAAUCUCCAAAGUACCAUAACGAUAUAGACAGAGACAAUAAAAACCAUAGAAGGGUUUCUCUGUUGGAAGUUAGACUUGUUUCAGCACUGUGCAGUUUUGUGCUAAACAGUUUGUUAUUCGGUGUUUGUAAAAGACCAUAGAAGCCAUGAAAACUCUGACUUUAUCCGUAGUAGUAUUUUUGGCAGUACAUCUUGGAUCUGCUCAACAACAGUACCAAACCUGGUCAAGAACAUGGACUUCAGGCCCAAAUAUGGGAGGCGGCGGCAGAUUCUUUGAUUUCACGAAGCUAUUCCAGCAACUUUUAAACAACUUUCCAUCUGCUACAAAUAUUAAAAUGAUGUUUAGCAAGCCACCCCCCGCUUCUCAGGGUCCCACGGCUCCUCGUCCCGUCUACAACCCACAAUCCACCCCCCGUAAACCGGUGGAGGAGGUCCGGCGCCAGGGUAGUUCUUUACCCACCCAGCCAUCAGCCCCUCAGGGACAAACCAAUACACCAAGUGUUGCUUUGUGUACUGAGGAGUACAGGCAACUACCGGGACACACGCUGUGUAUGCCGGACAAACCCAACGUCAGCAAGCAGGGCAUGACUGAAGUCGACAAACAGGCUGUCCUUGAUCAGCACAACAGACUGAGGGGUGGGGUCAAUCCCCCCGCCACGGACUUGGUCAAAUUGAAAUGGGACGAACGGCUGGCCGCUGUUGCUCAAAAAUGGGCCAAUCAGUGUGAAGCAGGUCACGACAAAGAAAGGAACAUUCCAUCGAUCGGGAUGUCUAUUGGACAGAACGUUGCCGGGGGGUACCGCUCUUGGGAACAAGCGGUACAGAUGUGGUGGGAUGAAAUCGACAUGUGGACUUACGGCGUAGAUCCAGACUCGUACCUGGGGCCCGGCGGCUGGAAAAAAAUUGGACACUUUACACAGAUGGCCCAGAACGGCACCUAUCUAGUGGGAUGUGGCUAUGCUGUGUGUGACGGUAGUCAAUUCACCCGCUACUACGUCUGUGAUUAUGCUGCCGGACAAUCCAAUUUGGCCGCACCUUACACCAGUGGCCGCCGGUGUAGCAAGUGCCCGAACUUCUGCAGAAACGGACAGUGCGAUUGUGGUGGAAAAGUGUGUUACAAUGGUGGUACCCUAAACCUUAAUACUUGUCAAUGUGAAUGCAUGAAUCUAUACAAAGGAGAAACGUGUGAACAACUGGACUGUCCGGCAGAAGAUAAAUGGGUGUGUGGCAGGGAUUGGACCCCCAGCUACUGUAAACGGUUCACCAACGUCCCCUUUGACUGUCCCUACAUGUGCGGCAAAUGCGGAAGCGGCAGCGGAACCGGAAGUUCAAACACUGCAGCAACGAAAAAACCUGCCUUCGUGUCAGCAUAUGGAUGCAAAUACAGUGGGAAGCGCUCCAGCCUAGCGGAGUGUCGUGCGUACGGUGAGAAUGGAAUGGACAUUGGUCAGUGUAGCAGCAUGGGCGGAAGUAUCGCAUGCGCCGACUGUGACCGGUUCUUCAACGUCAAACGGGACAUGUGCCCCGUCAUGUGUGGGCUCUGCGAUCCUCCUUGCAACGGCAAAAAAUGUGAAAAUGGCGGCAAACUGAAUGUAGACACGUGUACCUGCAAAUGCGAGCCCCCGUACAUCGGAGACAGGUGCCAGCAAGCUGACUGUAGCAAGCCGGACAAAGACCACUGUCCCGCCUGGCCCGCCAGCUACUGUGACCAGUACAACAACGUGCCGCAGGACUGUCCCAAGAAAUGCGGUUUAUGUUAAAUCGGAAAUACUUUAAUUCUUACAGAGAAAUCCAUGGGGUUUUUGUGAACCCCAAGAAGUCAAGUGAUCGCCACGUGAUGUAAAUUUAUAGACGUGUCUAUUAGACAAUUCCUGCAGUGUGAAGACUCGAAAGUGCUUUAUGUGUUGUGUUUUAAUUAAGGAACAUGUUUAAAUAUAGGCAAAUGUUUAUUUAAAUUAAUAUAUAUGUACACGUAUAGUUUACUUAAAUAAAAUACAAAAUAUAUUUACAAACAAAAA